UGAAUUAAAUAACUCAAGAAAUUAAUUAACGUCGCCGUCGUCGUCUUUCUUUCCUCUUUUCUCUCUAAUAGACGUCGCCGUCGUCGUCUUUCUUUUACUACCCAGUCGCUCCACGCCAGGCUCAUGGCCUUCUUCACCCAUCACCACCUUCAACAGCCGCAACCUCCGGCGCAACAGCAGCAGCAGCAGCUGGCAGUCCCCUUCAGGAAUUUCGUGCCGAUCAAUGGGCAAAUCCCUGCGCCUGUCGAUUUCAUUUCCGCCUCCUUAGCUGAUCCAACCCAUCAUUCUGUCAGUCGGUUCAUGGGCCUCUCCCCAGGCGCUGGAACGGAGGUGGACGGUGGAUUGAACGGCUGGGAGCCCAUGAGGAAGCGGAUCAAGGAGCAGGAUUUUCUCGAGAAUUCCCAGAUUUCGUCCAUUGAUUUCCUUCAUACCGGGUCAGUAUCCACCGGAUUAGGACUUUCACUGGACGAUCGGAGGAUUGUGGCUUCAUCUGGGGAGUCACAGCUUCUAUUUCUACCAACCUUCGACCAGGACAUCAAUCAUGAGAUGCAAAGAAUGGAUGCAGAAAUUGAUCAGUUCAUCAAGCUCGAGGGUGAGCGUCUUCGGAAAUCAAUAAUAGAGAAGCUUCAGAUGAAACAAUUUCAAACUAUAGCUUCCUUGGAGGAGAAGAUCCGGAGGAAGGUAAGGGAGAAAGAAUCAGAAAUGGAAGACAUAAACAAGAGGAAUGCGGAGCUUGAGGAACAGUUGAAACAGUUGGCCCUAGAAGCAAGCACAUGGCAGCAAAGGGCGAAGUACAAUGAGAGCUUGAUAAAUUCCCUCAAAUAUAAUCUUGAGCAACUAUAUGCUCAGAGAAAAGACACGAAGGAGGGGUGUGGUGACAGCGAGGUAGAUGAUGCUGCCUCAUGUUGCAACGGGGAUAUGGGCUUGCAGUUGAUGUCGAAGCAGAAUAAUGAUGUGUUGUCUAAGGUGUGCAAGGUGUGCGGCGUAAAUGACAUUUGCAUGCUUUUAUUGCCCUGCAAGCACGUAUGCCUCUGCAAAGAAUGUGAAAGCAAGCUUAGUUUCUGCCCUUCAUGUCACACAUCUAAAUUGAUCGGCAUGGAGAUCUAUAUGUGAUCAAUGGCCUCUUGGAGAUGCUACACACCUUGUCUGCUAUUUUGUGAAUAUCUCUGUCUCCCAAAUUAAAAGGACUCUGAAUGAUACAUGAGACGUUUAUGCUCUCUUGUUGUAUCCAAAUGCAGAACUCUGGUUUGUGUCGUUAGAGUUGAACAGCAUCAUUUAGCCCUUCAUAUUGAACUCGUGAUAGAAAA
Messenger RNA from Zingiber officinale, 1307 nucleotides. Its product is annotated as probable BOI-related E3 ubiquitin-protein ligase 2. NCBI's taxonomy places the organism in Eukaryota, Viridiplantae, Streptophyta, Magnoliopsida, Zingiberales, Zingiberaceae. Gene Ontology annotation, molecular function: ubiquitin-protein transferase activity. The transcript is spliced from 4 exons. The coding region runs from base 124 to 1113 and encodes 329 amino acids. The record is from RefSeq and is a predicted model, not a curated record.